AAUUAUAAAUAAUUACGAUUUUCUCGUUGAUAAAAUCUAUUAUUGCAGAUAGGAAGGAUUAUGUCAAACGCAUCUAAUUUACAGAAUUUGCUUCAAGUGUUAUCAUUUGUUGUACCUUGUCUAGUUGUCACUUUAAAAUAUACUACAUUCUGUAUAAAAGCUCAAGAUAUAAAACAGCUAACAGAACUAACAAAAUAUCAUUGGGAGUUAAUACAGUGCAAAGAGGAGUUAAAAAUUUUAAAGAGAUAUUACACCAUCGGAAAAUGGAUGACCUUUGUAGUAGUAGUAGGGCUCAUUUUCAGUGUAUGUCUGUUUUUAUUUGUACAACUAUUACCCAAACUCCUUGAUGCAGUGAUACCCUUGAACGAAUCACGUCCGCUUAAACUUUUGGGUUUAGCCACGCUUUUGUUCGAUCAAGACGAACACUUUGUUCUAAUAUUCGUACAUAUGGCGGUAGCACUUUCUGUAGAAGCAACUACGAUAGCGGCUACAGAAACUAUGGGUUUAGUAUACCUACAACAUAUGAAUGGAUUAUUCAGAAUUACCAGCUUACGUUUAAAACAUGCGUUUGAUUGCAAAAUGCAAAUAUCUAUUUCGAAGAAACAUCAAAUAUAUUACACAAAUAUAAUCAACGCAAUAAUCAUUCACAAUAGAGCUCUGGAGUUUUUUUAUUGUUUUAAUUCCUGCUUCGAAACGUCGUACUUUCUCUUGCUUGUAUUUGGCACGUCUUCUUUAAGUAUCAACUUGUUUCGCCUUGUUCAAGCAGGAUUCAAGAAAGAGUUUGAAGAGCAAUUUGUGGUUGGAGUACUUGUCGCCAUACAUUUUAUUUACAUAUUCUUGAAUAAUUUAUUGGCGCAGGUGGCAACAAAUCAUAGUGCUGACAUAUUUUACAAAACAUGCGAGUUGCCUUGGUAUUCAGUCCCUAUUCCACUACAAAAACUGCUACAAUUUAUAAUACAAAGAAGUGUAAAAAGUUGUAAAUUUACUUUGCAUACCGUAUUCGUCGCAUCACUUGAAUUUUUUGCUACGGUCGUGAGCUGCUCUUUGUCUUAUUUCACAGUUUUUUUGUCGUUACAAUAUUGAAAAACAGAAUUCCCAUAAAUACCGCAGACAAAAAUUUCAUUCAAAAUCACUUUGUGCUGGUAGAUUAUCAAAAUAUGAAACCACAUACAACGACAAAUUAUUAUUCACUGCAACAAUGAUCGAACCAGUGUCUUAAGAUUAAUUGUAGCAUACCACACAUAUUGCAUGCCAGAAUAUAUAAUAUAUAAAUAUUAAUUUAAUAGUUUUAAUUGUAAAACUGUUCUCCUGUUUCUACCUUCUAGAAUUCAAAGACGUGAUAUUUAAGAUAAAUUUAUGAUAGUUUAUUCAGGUUGAAAACAAUGGUAAGUCUUGACUCAUCCGUGCGUAUAUAAGAGAAUAUACUGAACAUGGAUAUACACAUGUAUAUUACACGAAAAAUGAGAUACUGAAAAUAAAGUACGGAAGAAGAAAAUUUCUACAAGCAGCAAUUUUACAUUCACAAUAAAUGU
This is a messenger RNA of Vollenhovia emeryi, 1532 nucleotides long. RefSeq lists its product as uncharacterized. Gene Ontology annotation, biological process: detection of chemical stimulus involved in sensory perception of smell; sensory perception of smell. The transcript has 8 exons. Gene Ontology annotation, molecular function: olfactory receptor activity; odorant binding. The record is from RefSeq and is a predicted model, not a curated record. NCBI's taxonomy places the organism in Eukaryota, Metazoa, Arthropoda, Insecta, Hymenoptera, Formicidae. Bases 61 to 1083 code for a protein of 340 amino acids. Gene Ontology annotation, cellular component: plasma membrane.